ACUACUGUCCACCUCGUGAUUACUUCCAGUUCUAGGCUUCUAGCUACUUCCAGACAUCUCUGGCCAUCACAGGAGCCCUCUUCAGGAGUCCUAGUUAAGCUUAGCCAUGUCUAGGGUGCUGGAGCCUCUCGUCAUGGGCAAGGUGAUCGGGGAGGUCAUCGACAACUUCAACCCCACGGUGAAGAUGACGGUGACGUACAGCUCCAACAAGCAGGUGUUCAACGGGCAUGAGUUCUUCCCCUCGGCGGUCGUGUCCAAGCCUCGUGUCGAGGUCGGCGACGACAUGAGGUCCUUCUUCACACUGGUCAUGACUGACCCGGAUGUGCCAGGGCCUAGUGAUCCAUACCUGAGAGAGCAUCUCCACUGGAUCGUCACUGAUAUUCCUGGAACAACUGAUGCUUCUUUCGGAAGGGAGUUGGUGACGUACGAGAGCCCCAAGCCCUACAUCGGCAUCCACAGGUUUGCCUUCGUGCUGUUCAAGCAGAAGAGCCGCCAGCAGGGGGUGCGCGCGCCCUCCUCCAGGGACUACUUCAGCACCCGCCGCUUCGCCGCCGACAACGACCUCGGCCUCCCCGUCGCCGCCGUCUACUUCAACGCGCAGCGGGAGACCGCCGCGCGCCGCCGCUGAUUGAUCGGCCCCGCGCACCACCGUACCACGCAAUGCUACGUACUGAGAUACCAUCCUCUUGCAUGCCUGGUGGCGUAUGCAAGGCUUAUCGAUCAACUCUAUCGUCAAACUAGCUGCUACUACUACUACUAAUUAUUAUUAGCCUAUCUCUGGCCAUCAAAUAACAUAGCUCGCCUCGCACUGGAGUCUAUGAGCUCGCUCCUUGUAGAGACUGCUCGGCUCUUCAGUUAAGUUCAGUAGCGCGGAUCGAUCUGAUCUGUGUGCGUCGUGUGAUGUGUAUGUACGUACUUGUGGCACUGGUGUGAUCAGUUCAGCUCAGCUCCUACAGGAGAGGUCAAGGGAUCAGCCAUCCGAUCGAGCUGUUUGAGAGCUGAAGGCUGCCGAAGACGUGUCGAGUGUUGACUGUUGAGCGAGGAAAAAGGGGCCGUGGCCAUGGCUCUAGUAGCUAGCCUCUGCUCUGAUGCUCUCCACCGGUUACGCGUGUGUGUGGGAUGCUAGCUAGCUAUAGCUGCAGCUCAACUUGCAGCAGCCAGUGUACUUGCUCCUGAUCCUUAGUUCUCUUGCUUGCUUUAA
This is a messenger RNA of Panicum virgatum (switchgrass), 1201 nucleotides long. RefSeq names its product protein SELF-PRUNING-like. The transcript has 4 exons. The record is from RefSeq and is a predicted model, not a curated record. Bases 107 to 628 code for a protein of 173 amino acids. NCBI's taxonomy places the organism in Eukaryota, Viridiplantae, Streptophyta, Magnoliopsida, Poales, Poaceae.